Oppiella nova is the source of this 713-nucleotide messenger RNA. The record is from the annotation of a GenBank genome assembly. NCBI's taxonomy places the organism in Eukaryota, Metazoa, Arthropoda, Arachnida, Sarcoptiformes, Oppiidae.
CAGUGUUUAUGCGUACAGUUAACAGAUAUACGCGUGCAGUGAGUGUGACUCAUAACGUGUAGCAAUAGAUUUCAAGCCAUUUAUGAAAAACCAGUUUUCAAUCAUUUGUUUACAAAUUAAUUGUAUUUUAGUUUCGCUUUAAAUUGAAUUCAAUUGACAUUUAUUUGCGAAUAAAUCUCAACACAAAUCCACUGAAAACGAUGGGUCUCUUCGGCAAAGACCCGACAAAGUCACCCAAAGAACAGGUGCGGGAGUGGACAUCGAAGCUCCGGAAGCAGCAGUUCCUUCUGGACCGACAGAUCCGCGCCAUUCAGAGGGAGGAGGAGAAGGUCAAGAUGGAGCUGAAGAAGGCGGCCAAAAGGGGCGACAAAGACGUGUGUCUCGUGUUGGCCAAAGAGAUGGUCAACUCCAGGAAAGCCGUAUGUCUUCGCCAGUGGAUCACUCAUGAGUUGGACACUGGUUUUGUGACCACUUUGUGUGUCAUAUGGGAUCAGAUGUUGUCUAAACUUAUCGUCCGUCGCAUCCAUACAUCGAAAGCACAGCUAAACUCAGUGAUGAUGAAUAUGUCUCAACAGUUGUCGACACUAAGAGUGGCGAACGCUAUGGAGAAGUCGGCGUCUGUCAUGAAGUCGAUGCAGUCGUUGGUGAAGGUCCAGGAGAUCUCACACGUCAUGCAAGACAUGUCCCGAGAGAUGAUGAAAGCGGGGAUCAUA